AUGACCCUGCGCUCUGGCCAGCGCGACGCGAUAUUGUCUCCUAGCAACCAGAUGAGCAUGCCCACAAAUCAUCUGAUCCUAUCACGCUCACGCCCGUCGGUGCUGUCAUCCCUCUCUGUGUGGGGUCUCAUGCGCGGCUUGGAGUCUUUCAGCCAGCUUGUGAACCGCUACAACGCCACACAUUUUUGGGUCAAUGAGAGCGAGGUGGUGGACGCUCCCAGGUUUUCGCAUCGUGGCCUGCUACUAAACACUGGCCAACGCUUUCUUCCCGUAGCCACCAUCGUGGAAGCGCUGGAUGCCAUGGCUUUCAACAAGCUAAACGUCCUGCACUGGCGUAUUGUGGAUGAGCAUUCUUUUCCGUUCGUCAGCCAAGCGUUUCCAGAUCUCAGCUUGAAGGGGGCGUACAACCCAGAGUCAUUGGUGUACCAGCCGUCAGACAUCGAUCGCGUCUUGAACGAGGCCAGGGACCGCGGGAUUCGCAUUGUGCCCGAGUUAAGCAACCCUGGCAAGUCUUAUUCAAAAAUUUUUAUGCUUAACAAGUUUUUGGUGCUAGUGACUAUUAGUGAGUAA
Rhipicephalus microplus (southern cattle tick) is the source of this 570-nucleotide messenger RNA. RefSeq names its product beta-hexosaminidase subunit beta-like. The record is from RefSeq and is a predicted model, not a curated record. NCBI's taxonomy places the organism in Eukaryota, Metazoa, Arthropoda, Arachnida, Ixodida, Ixodidae.